Molecule: messenger RNA, 2883 nt
Organism: Cinclus cinclus
Lineage: Eukaryota; Metazoa; Chordata; Aves; Passeriformes; Cinclidae
Gene: ZBTB20
Product: zinc finger and BTB domain containing 20
Exons: 2
Coding region: 16-2040 (674 amino acids)
Biological process (GO): regulation of transcription by RNA polymerase II
Molecular function (GO): RNA polymerase II cis-regulatory region sequence-specific DNA binding; protein binding; DNA-binding transcription factor activity, RNA polymerase II-specific
Source: RefSeq, a predicted model, not a curated record
AUCAGUUGCAAGGGGAUGACAGAGCGCAUUCAUAGCAUCAACCUUCACAACUUCAGCAAUUCUGUGCUUGAGACCCUCAACGAGCAGCGCAACCGUGGCCACUUCUGUGACGUGACGGUCCGCAUCCACGGGAGCAUGCUGCGCGCCCACCGCUGUGUGCUGGCGGCUGGCAGCCCCUUCUUCCAGGACAAGCUGCUGCUGGGCUACAGUGACAUCGAGAUCCCCUCAGUGGUGUCAGUCCAGUCUGUGCAAAAGCUCAUUGACUUCAUGUACAGUGGGGUGCUGCGGGUCUCACAGUCAGAGGCCCUCCAAAUCCUCACAGCCGCCAGCAUCCUGCAGAUCAAGACUGUGAUUGAUGAGUGCACAAGGAUUGUCUCACAAAAUGUGGGAGACGUCUAUCCAGUGAUUCAGGAUUCUGGUCAAGAGACACCUAGGGGAACACCUGAAUCAGGCACCUCGGGGCAGAGCACUGACACCGAGUCUGGCUACCUGCAGAGCCAUUCACAGCACAGUGUGGACAGGAUCUAUUCAGCCCUCUAUGCCUGUUCCAUGCAAAAUGGCAGUGGGGAGCGCUCCUUUUACAGUGGAGCUGUGGUCAGCCACCAUGAGACAGCCCUGGGACUCCCCAGGGACCAUCACAUAGAAGAUCCCAGCUGGAUUACCCGGAUCCAUGAACGGUCGCAGCAGAUGGAGCGGUACCUCUCCACCACUCCAGAGACCACACACUGCCGGAAGCAACCCCGCCCUGUCCGAAUUCAAACCCUGAUGGGCAACAUCCAUAUUAAACAGGAGAUGGAGGAUGACUAUGACUACUACGGCCAGCAGAGGGUGCAGAUCCUUGAGCGCAAUGAGUCUGAGGAAUGCACUGAGGACACUGACCAAGCAGAAGGCACUGAGAGCGAGCCCAAAGGGGAGAGUUUUGACUCGGGUGUCAGUUCUUCCAUUGGCACUGAGCCUGAUUCAAUAGAGCAGCAGUUUAUGGCUGGUCUGGGCCGGGAUGGACAGCAAGAACCUUCUCAAGCAGAUCAAAAUGAUGUCCCUGCUGAUAGCACUCAGCCGCAGCAGCCGCAGCAGCAGCAGCAGCAGCAGCAGCAUGUAGAUGCUAAUUCUUCCUCACCAGAGAGAAGCAAUGACGUUGAAAUGGACAGCAAAGUGCUCACAGUCAGUAACAGCACUGAAAAGGGGGCUUUGCAGCCUUCUGUCAACACAUCUGUUGCCCAACCAUUGCCAACCACGCAGAUCUACUUACGUCAGACAGAAACCCUCACCAGCAAUCUGAGGAUGCCACUGACUCUGACCAGCAACACUCAGGUCAUUGGCACAGCUGGCAACACCUACCUGCCUGCCCUUUUCACCACACAGUCUGCUGGCAGUGGCCCUAAGCCUUUUCUCUUCAGCCUGCCCCAGCCUUUAGCUGGCCAACAGGCACAAUUUGUGACAGUUUCCCAACCUGGCCUGUCAACCUUUACUGCUCAACUGCCAGCCCCACAGCCCUUGGCCCCAUCUGCAGGCCACAGCACAGCAGGUGGGCAAGGUGAAAAAAAGCCUUAUGAGUGCACUCUCUGUAACAAGACUUUCACCGCCAAACAGAACUACGUCAAGCACAUGUUUGUACACACAGGUGAGAAACCACACCAAUGCAGCAUCUGUUGGCGCUCCUUCUCUUUAAAGGAUUACCUAAUCAAACACAUGGUGACACACACUGGUGUAAGGGCCUACCAGUGCAGUAUCUGCAACAAGCGCUUCACUCAGAAGAGCUCCCUUAAUGUGCACAUGCGUCUCCACCGCGGGGAGAAGUCCUACGAGUGCUACAUCUGCAAGAAGAAGUUCUCCCACAAGACCCUGCUGGAGAGACAUGUGGCUCUGCACAGUGCCACCAACGGCACACCUGGAGCCACUGGCACUGGCACGAGGGCUGUCCCUGCCGGCGUGGUGGCCUGCACAGAGGGGACCACAUACGUCUGCUCUGUCUGUCCAGCUAAGUUUGACCAAAUCGAGCAUUUCAAUGACCACAUGAGGAUGCAUGUGUCAGACGGAUAAGUAGAAUCUCUCUCUCUCUCUUUGUUAUGAACAAAAAAAAAAAAUAGAAACAACAAAAAAAGCUAUGGCACUAGAAUUUAAGAAAUUAUUUUUGUUUCAUUUUUACCUUUAUUUUCCUCCUUUUUUUGGGUUCAUUUCAUUUUGCUGGUUUUUGUACUACAUGAAGAACUGUUUUUUGCCUGCUGGUACAUUGCAUUUCCGAAGGCUGGGUGAAUAAUAAUUUUCCCAGCCUUCCUUGGAUGGUGGCCUUAAGGCCAGGUAGUGCUUCAUGAGUUCCACUGGUUGGAUCUCUAGCUACUGGCCUCUAAAUACAACCCUUCUUUACUACAAAAAACAAACAAAACAAAACAAAAAAGAAAAAAACACAAAAAAAUUUAAAAACAGACAGAAAAAUAAUAAAAAAAUCUUUUUUCUCACUUGUGAAGAGCACUACAAAUAAAGAAACAAAACAAAAUAUAUUACAAAUCUACAAGGCCUACUGUCAUUGUAAGUACACCGCUUGCAGUGUUUCAAUGGACACGAUUCACAUUGCUGACCGCUUUUGGACUUCACAGUAUCCAGUUAGAACUGUGGAAUAUUUUGCUUCUGGUUGAGCAUCAACCAGAGGAAGCAAGGCCCUGCUGGUUUCCACCACGUCUGCUUUCUCACUCACACACAUCCACAAGUACACAAAAAGGGCUGAGGGGAAUGCAAAGCAGUGUGGCUUGGAUAGAGUGGAGUCCCUGCAGGGUGAGGAAAACUAAUCAGAGGUUCCUCACCUGGAUUCUGCUCCAUCCCACGCUGUCUGGAGCACCCUCCCCACUGCUUUUCUUGUACCACCACUUUCUAGCAGAAACCAAGAAG